Molecule: messenger RNA, 1398 nt
Organism: Entrophospora sp. SA101
Lineage: Eukaryota; Fungi; Glomeromycota; Glomeromycetes; Entrophosporales; Entrophosporaceae
Source: the annotation of a GenBank genome assembly
AUGACGACACCUAUAACAAUUACACCAAAACCUACUACAAUACCAAUUACGUCCACAUCAUCAACACCAAUAACUGAAACUACUUCAGAAUUUAAAUCUUCCACUAGAAAAUAUCAUAAAACAGGAAAGUAUUCUAAAAAACGUGCUACAACAGAAGAAACUGAUUAUUCAGCUAACAACAACAACAACACUGCUUCUGCACUGUAUAUAAAUAGACUCCUACAUCAGCGUGCAAAUAGAAUGGAACAAUGGCUUAAAGUUAAGUUUUCUACUUUGCCUAGCGUAUUUGCACAAACUAUACCCCGCGGUCACCGGCCGAGUGACCAUCACAGAAGGCAAGCGGUUCACUCGCUUGAAGUGGAGAAUGUGCCGAUGGCACGUAUGGCUUGGGCUGUUCGUAUGAAACUAUGCCCCCGCGGUCGCCGGCCAAGUGACUUUGUCACAGAAACAAACAUCGACUUUUGGAAUGAUCAUAUGAAGAAAUUAGCAAAAUCAAAAGUUAAUAACAGAGUGAAUAUGAUCCAUCCAUUUGAUACACAAAAAUUUAAAAGAAUUCAUAAAACUUUGAUUUCGUCAAGUCAUCAAAAUCUAACACAAUCUUCAUUCUAUGAACCAUUACCACCAACACAAGAAGACUUGGAAAAUGUCCACUCGUUAAGAUACUUGGAAUCGUUGAACAGUAAUGCACACUUGCAAAAAAUUCUAGAACUACCAAUUGUAGCAGUUUUACCACAACAGUUAUUGAAAAAAAAAGUUUUAGACCCAAUGUUAUUACAAACUGGCGGCAGUGCUUUGGCAGCCGAGUUGGCAUUGAAGUAUGGAUGGGCUAUUAACUUGGGUGGUGGGUUUCAUCAUGCUCAUUAUGAUGGCGGUGGUGGAUUUUGUGUUUAUGCUGACAUAAGUUUAAUGGUUGAAAGAACUUUAAGUAAACAUCCAGAUCAGGUUUCUAGAAUUAUGAUUAUUGAUCUAGAUGCUCAUCAGGGAAAUGGAUAUGAAAGAGAUUUAGCAAACAACGAUAAAGUUCAUAUAGUAGAUGCAUUCAACGCACAAAUUUAUCCACAAGAUAACGAUGCAUUCUCAUCAGUAACCACACCAAUUCCAUUAACGACCCCAGAUCUUAAAUCCGACUUGAAAUACCUCCCACUAAUCCAAUCACAAAUAUUCCAAUCAUUCCACAAAUUUCAUCCAAACUUUAUCAUUUACAAUGCCGGAACUGAUUGCCUAGAAGGUGAUCCGUUGGGUUGUAUGGAUUUGAGCAGUGACGGAAUAAUAAAACGUGAUGAAAUGGUGUUCAGAAUGGCUUUUGAUCACGAUAUACCCAUUGUUAUGGUGUUAAGCGGUGGUUAUCAAAAAAAAAAUGCUGAUAUUAUUUCAUCAAGUAUUGAUAUAGGUAUUUAG